CAGUAAACAACACGACGUCAUUUCCGCUUUCAGGUUGACAGCAAAACAACAGAAGGAGUGAUAAAAAUAUAUAUCAAGGAAUCAUUUCUGAUAAUCUGCCUGUGACAGAAUGAAGGUGCUCACUUCUCAGCAGGAGGUAGAGGAGGACAGUAGCUCAUCUCCAGUUGACUGCAACAACCACCACAGCUGUGAGGACAGAGAACAGGAGGAUGUUGCUCCUUACCUCCAAGAGGAACACCCUCAUGACACAGAUAAGGACCACCCUCGGCAAGAAGGAGGAGUCAUGUGGAGAGUGGGCGGUGGCCUGUUCAGCAUGACACGAAACGCUGUUGGUGCGACCCUGGGAGGUGUUGCAUGGGUAGGAACUAAAAGUUUUGAGCUCACCAAGACAGCUGUGACCAGUGUGCCGGCAGCCAGUGUAGGAUUGGUCAAAGGGAGCGUUUCCAUGGUUACAGGAGGCGUCGGAGCAGUGGGAUCUGUGGUGGCAAGUAAAGUCACACCAAAGAAGAAGGACAAAGCAGACUGAUGGACUCUGAGCUCUUGUGUGCAGUUGUCUGUGUGUGUGUGUGUGUGUGUGUGUGUGUGUGUGCGUGUAAUGCAAACAAAAGCAAAAUACCUCGAAAGCUUGGAAUGGAUUUUCAUCACAGUUCCUCAGAUUAAAGCAUGUAUUCGCUAAGCUAAAAGGAUUCAAAAGCAGCUAGAUGUCACUCAUUGUCAAUGGAAACCUGCUAUACAAAGCGUCACGGCCAUCAAAGGUGCAGCAAGUGUGUUACAAUAAGGAGUAGAGAAAUGUUUCAUUUUAUGUAAAUGUCCCAUGAUGCAUGGGAAGCAACAUGUCACAGAAAAUGAAUAUGUUGCUGAAAACAUUUGUCCAAUCAGAGACUAAGGAAGAGGCAGCAGACGGCCUAUCAGUUUGCACCUGCAUGUCGGAACGCAUUGUUACAUUUUCAUUGAGCAUCCAACUGCAUAAGUCAUAAAAAAUGUUAAAUUCAUUACAAAAUUUUAAGAAAUAUUUAUGUUGAUUUUGCGGUCACAUGAUAUGUCCAUAAAUGGACUGGUUAGUGCAGUACAACUGGUUUCAUUGGGAAUCAGAAGGAGUGAUUCAGCACUACAUGCAUUUCACUAUGGCGUCUGAGUACUGUUCAGUUUAUAUAGGUUUGUUUUUAUGUUCUGUUACGUGGUCCUCGAGCUGUAAGUUUAGAACACGUUUACUUUCGUUAUGCACAACCGUGUCACAUUCUGCACAUUUCUACAACUGAGGUGGAGAGUGGAAAAUAUAGCAAGACCCAUUGUCAAACAUUACUGUGAGAAUUUGUACAAAAUCAUUUUAUGUUGUUUAAGGGUACACUGGCAUUUUCAAUAUUUCUUUUCCUUAGUGUUGGUUUGUUUGUUUAAAAAAGCUUUUUGUUUAAUUUGAUGAUUCCUUUCUUAUGCUCCCUCCCCUCCCCCCCAGCAGAGUUGCCACUAUCUUGGAAUUACUGAAGUGAAUUUGGCAUGAUCAUAUACAAAAUCAAUACAUAUACAGUAAGUGUCACACACACUCCCAGUGCUUGCGGUUGUUCUCAAGCUUUCGGCUAAUGUACAGUAAGAUAUUCUGGCUAUUUGGAGCAAAUAAACACAAAUUUAGCAAAGUCAAACUCGUGGGAGCAGCACUUGUCCAAGAUAUCCAAGAUAAUGCUUUGUUUUUUGUGAACACAAGCACAGAUUGAAAUCAGACAGAUAGUAGAUUUAUUGAGUCCUGUGAGUUGUCAAUACUUAUUUAAAACUCAAUAUUUAUUUAAAAUUUCUCCCAUUUGUCCUGAACAUUGAAAUUUUCCAGACCAUGUGGCCCAGCACCAUUUUUUUUUUGCCCCUGUUAAUGACCUGCUUUAUGUCAUUUUAACCGUUCUGGUGUAAUUUUGAGUUGAGCUAAGGAUGCUUUAAAACACUGGGAAAUACUGUGAGCAAUAACGUGAGGAGGGGCCCUGAUGUCGAGGGGAAUACAUAGACGAGAAUAGAUGAGAUAGCUGUUUUCUGCCAGACACUUUCCUCCUCAGAAUACGUUGUUUUUUCUGUAUCCUCAGAGGAAAUUAUCAGUGUAUCACCACUAACAUGGAACUUGGAACUGAUUGUGACAAGUCAACUCCAGAGAUGCUUUAAGCGCUCUGUGUUCGGCUGUUUACAAGCUAGCUGGCUAAGUUAAAUUGCUCCUUAGCUAUCCUUAGUCCUUAGCCCUGUUCCCGUGAGUCAGAUAUUUCCCACUGCCGAGGAGCUCUUUCUUUUCAGUCUCGUGUACUUAUUUUUCUGUUGUGUUCAGCACAAAGUUUUUCAGACUGAAAAUAGCACUUCACUUUAACAACUAGAGUAAUGGUACUACUUUGAAACAGAAUGUUGCAACAGGAAAGCAUAGCAACAUUUCCUGGUAAUGUUGGACAUGGCUAUGUCAUGGAACAAGAGGCAAAUAUUUAGUUAUUGGUGUGGUUAACCUCACAAUGUAGCUGUUCAUAAAGCACUUUAUUAUAAUUCCUAAACCAUUUUUGUUUUUUUUAGCAAUUUCCUUCAAAUGCAGUCGGACUGCGAUUCAGAGAAGUGACACCAGGCUAGAGCAUCUCAACUUUAAAUUUGGAGUUUGUGGUUGUAAAAUUAGGCAAGGACCAUAGGACAUAGUCUGCUACUCACUUGUCUCUGCCCGUUUUUUAAAUGAAUUCAAACAAUCAAAUGUCAUUUCAGUUCGUAUUGUUACUGCAGUAUGUGUAAGAUACUGAAAUCAAAGUAACCCUCGCAAGAAAGCUACUGAUUUUGGUUGGUGUGACACCUAUGGAUCAGCAGUAUUAAUAUGUGAGUUAUAAAUGUAUGGGUCAUGAUGACAUAAACAUUGUAUAAAAAAAUAAUCCAUAGCAUGUACAGCUGUUAUAUUUGCUUGUGAAUGCAUAAACUUAGCAGUAAUUCCUGGUGACCAGUGCAGAGACACAAGAAACUGAGUUCUGUUGUCACAAUGAAACAACUGAAUCUUUGAGAAGUUUGAGAACUGACUGAGUAAUAUAUACAAGUGAAAACACUGGGAUGGUUUGAACAUACGUUAAAUGUUGCAGUUCUUAAGUUGUGCGAUCAAAUGAGGGUCUAAAGGGAGUUACAGAUGAUAGUUUGUUCAUACAGAGAAGCGUUAAGUGGAGGGAAACUAUCAUAUGUAAAUGUUAACAUCAUUAAAAGAAAAUGUGAUAGAUCACUUUAAAUAAAUGACAGUCCACAUCCUGUUUGGGACUUGUACAAGCAAAUGCA
Molecule: messenger RNA, 3258 nt
Organism: Scatophagus argus
Lineage: Eukaryota; Metazoa; Chordata; Actinopteri; Scatophagidae
Product: Transmembrane protein 263-B-like
Exons: 3
Coding region: 110-526 (138 amino acids)
Source: RefSeq, a predicted model, not a curated record